AUGGACAAGACAACAAUCACGAAGUUUUAUUCUUAUCAAAAGAAAUCUAUUUCAAGUGGCAUCGACGAUAAACGAUUAAACAAGAAAGGCGGCUUGAAAAAAGCCGAAAUCGUUCAGUGUACUUUGGAGAAAAGUGUCGACUCGAAAUCACCAGUCUCAAGAAAUACGCGUUCAUCGACCAGAGCAAGAUCAAAAGCAAAAUUAACCCGGCAAUCAUCAAAAAUCAAUGAUUUUUUCAAGUCCCAAACCGAUACUUCUGAUGAAACUCUUCCUGUGUCGAUACCAAAUAAUAGUGAAAAAGAAAUUGAAAAUAAGUAUGUUCCGUCUUCCUUUUUAACGUCGUUGGAGAAAAGUUGUGAUUCUUCAAAAGUUUAUGAUGCACAAGAACGAUCAGCCCCUGGAUUUAUUACCCCAACAAAAUCGAACCCGAAGCUUUCUUCUCAAAAAAGGCGAUUUGUUUCUUUAUCAGAUUCUGCUAAAACUUGUAUGUCGGAGUCAUCGACAACAAAAGAUGAAGAAAAAGCUACAAUAAUCAAAGAAAAAGUCGAUCCAACUUCGCAGAAAAGUCGAUCUGUUAGAAAAAAGCUUCCUUUAAGUGAUGAUGAUAACGAUGAAACAGAAUCUGCAGUAAAUAUCAAAAAACAGAAAAAUGAAGAGGUCUCAGAUGCUCAAAAUAUUACUUCAUGCCAAUUCUGGGAUCUAAGUUUCUCCCCAUUAAGUAAAAUAUCAAGACCCAUCUCUCCACUGCCUGAGACUCCACAAAAACUCCGGGAGAUGAGGCAGGCAACAUCUGUAAUGCCAGGGACAAGUUCUGACAAGUGUGUUGUCAACCUGAACAAAAUUCUGGAACUUCCAAACAGUCCAGGAAUGCCUCACACUGAGCUGAAUAUAACAAAAGCCAAUUUGACAAAAUGUGGGAAAUUGGAAGAACUCCAAAAACAUCUGAUGAAAAUGAAGGAAUUGAAAGAACAAAAAAACCAGAAAACCAAAGCUGGUAAAAGUCCUGUGAAAAGUCCCGUGAAAAGCCCAGUCAAAGUUACAGAAGCUGAAAGUGAAACAACCAGUAAAGAACUUCCUUCACCAAACAAAACAGCCAAGGCUCCAGCUUAUGAGCGCUUUAAGCACCUGAUUCUUCCUUCUGUUCCUUCACUGAUUUUACCCCAUUCUUAUAUUGUCUUGGAGGACUUCUUCAAGAGUACAGACACAGUAGUCAGUAUGAUGUUCAAUAGAUCCGAAGUUUGUACUUUAGCUAAAGUCAAGGCUGCUGUUCAGGAAAUGACUAAAAGAAAUUUUGAAGCAAAGGUACUUGGUCAGAUCAAGACAGUGUAUCCUGGGGCUUAUGAAUUCAAACAAGAGAAAGGCCUUCCUAAAAGUGGAUACAAAUAUCAGGGUUAUCAAUUGACCCUUACUCCACUUUUUGAUGCAGUUAAUUCAAAAGAUGCUUGUGAAGAAAAGAUUAAAUUUACAUCAUCUGACAUUCUACGCAGACAAAAGAUUUUCCAUAGCAAUUUGGUUAAUCUUGUGAAAAAAAAACACAAGGUAUUUUUACAAAGUCUAAACAUCUGCAUUCCUGAAGAAAAGCUUACUCGUUGGCACCCAAGAUUUAGAUUAGAUGAAAUUCCUGAAAUUGAAUCUUCUGCACUCCCAGAGCCACCUUAUAUGAAAAUUUACCAAACAGCCAAAGAUGUUUUGGAAGAUACAAAGAAAAGAUUACAUCCAAAGGUGAAGAUAGCUCUAGAAAAUGUGGCUGCUGCUUCUACUCAGCAAACACCAGUCACUGCUAUGACCCCUGCAUCUAAUUCUACCAAAGAAGAUUUGAAAGGCAUACCUCUAGGGCUGCUAGAAAGAAUUCGAGCAAAAGAAGCUCAACGUUUGGGAGAAUCCAUUACACGAAGCCCCAUAAAGGAUCAAAAGAAGAAAAUGCUGGAUCGCCUCCCAGAAAUUUCUCGUAUUCUUAGAAAUUAUUUUGUCACUGAAAAGAAACCUGCUUUGCUUUUUGAUGAUCUCCUUGAAAAAAUCAGUCAAAGCUACAAAUCACCCAUUUCAAAAGCUGAUGCUGAAAAUCACUUAAAACUGUUGUUGGAAGUUGCUCCUAACUGGAUCACAGUUGCCAACACCAUGAAAGGCAAAUAUAUUAAAAUGGACAAAACAAUCAAAUUGCAGAAUAUCCAAGAAAAGAUCAAUAAAUACCAAAAGAAUCUGUGA
This is a messenger RNA of Acanthosepion pharaonis, 2205 nucleotides long. NCBI's taxonomy places the organism in Eukaryota, Metazoa, Mollusca, Cephalopoda, Sepiida, Sepiidae. The record is from the annotation of a GenBank genome assembly.